This is a messenger RNA of Eruca vesicaria subsp. sativa (arugula), 1750 nucleotides long. Lineage: Eukaryota; Viridiplantae; Streptophyta; Magnoliopsida; Brassicales; Brassicaceae. The record is from the annotation of a GenBank genome assembly.
CUCUUUUCUGCUUCUUAUUUACGCUUCUCCUCUGAUUUAAAAGCAUCCUUUUCCAUUCCCCGUAGAACAUCGGUAACUAGAGAGCAGAUUCCAUUUGGAGAAGAAAAAGAAGCAGCAAGUAAAAGCUAUGGACGAUCAUUCAGUUAAAACCCCAACGGUUUCAUCAAUCAAGAUGUGGCCACCAAGCAAGAGCACACGCCUCACACUCAUCGACCGCAUGACCAACAACUUAACAACCCCUUCCAUCUUCUCCCGUAAGUACGGUCUCUUAACUCCCCAACAAGCCGAGGAAGACUCCAAGCGAAUCGAAGAACUCGCUUUCGCCUCUGCCAACAAACACUUCCACAACGAGCCUGACGGUGGUGGUGACGGCACCUCCGCUGUUCAGAUCUACGCUAAAGAAUCCAGCAAACUUAUGCUCCAAGUCAUCAAACGUGGUCCCAAGGAGGUUGAAUCGAUGAACAACAACACCAUUACUGAUACCUUGUUUGAUUUAUCUGGUGGAGUUAGAGCCUUCAUUGAAGAAGCCGAGGCACGUGAGCUUUUGAAGCCUUUGACUGAUCCUAACAACUCUUUUACGAAGAUCCGUUUUACAAACAGGAGCUUUGGCUCCGAAGCAGCUAAAUUUGCAGUUAGCGUUUUGUCUUUGGUUAAGGAUCAGUUAAUUGAAGUGGAUCUUUCGGAUUUCGUUGCGGGGAGACCAGAGGCGGAAGCUCUUGAAGUUAUGAGCAUGUUUUCAUCUGCCUUGGAAGGUUCUAAGCUUAGCUUUUUGGAUCUUUCGGAUAAUGCUUUGGGAGAGAAAGGGAUUCGAGCGUUUGCUUCUCUCAUUAAGUCUCAGUAUGACUUGGAGGAGCUUUAUCUGAUGAAUGAUGGGAUCUCCGAGGAUGCAGCGAAGGCAGUUCGUGAGCUGCUUCCUUCUACUAGCAAAAUGAAGGUUCUACACUUUCAUAACAACAUGACUGGUGAUGAAGGAGCAGUUGCUAUUGCUGAGAUUGUGAAGCAGUGUCCGUCUUUGGAAGAUUUUCGGUGUUCGUCUACAAGGAUUGGUUCUGAAGGUGGUGUUGCGCUUGCUGAAGCGCUUGAGUCUUGUAGCAAUUUGAGGAAACUUGAUCUUCGUGAUAACAUGUUUGGAGUUGAAGGUGGAGUUGCAUUGGCCAAGACUUUGUCAGUGUUGACUGAGUUAACUGAGAUCUAUAUGAGUUACCUGAACUUGGAGGAUGAAGGAACAGAGGCGAUUGCUGAAGCUCUGAUUAAGUCUGCUCCUUCUCUUCAAGUUCUUGAAUUGGCUGGGAAUGAUAUUACUGUGAAAUCCACUGGGAGAUUGGCGGAUUGCAUCGCCUCGAAACGGUUUCUUUGGAAGCUGAAUUUAUCUGAGAAUGAACUCAAAGACGAAGGGUCUAUCUUAAUCGCGAAGGCGCUUGAUGAAGGUCAUGAGCAGCUGGCUGAGGUUGACAUGAGCACCAACAUGAUGAGAAGAGCUGGGGCAAGGGCCUUGGCACAAACUGUUUUGAAGAAAUAUAAAUUCAAGCUUCUGAAUAUUAAUGGGAACUUCAUAUCUGAGGAAGGUGUGGAAGAGGUAAUUGACAUGUUUAAGGACUUCCCUGACAAGCUUGGUCUUUUGGAUGAUAAUGACCCUGAAGGAGAAGAUUUUGAAGAUGAAGAAGAGGAAGAGGAAGAGGAAGGGGAAGAAGACAGUGAACUGGAAGCAAAGCUUGGAGGUCUGAAAAUCAAGCAAGAGGAGGAGGAAUAG